UAUUAUAAUAGAUGCAAAAUUAGAAUCUGGUAGAAUCUAUAUUUCCUCUCAACCUGAUUACUUCAAGUCUCUUCUGAAAACUGUUAAAUAUUUAAUGAAGGGAUUAAAUAGGAGGGUAUUUAAGAAAUGGGUGGGUCACUCUGGGUGUUUAUAAAUCCUGUGUCUUGCUUAGUUGUCCACUCAUCUCUGCAGAAUCUGGAUACCUCUUCCCAAGAUGGAUUUGAACAGCACUGCAAGUGGUAAAUUCCCAUCUGUGUUUUGCUCUCUUCUUUGAUAAUGCCACAUGCUUUGUUUAUUUUCCAGAGUUUAUAAAAAGUAAAAUCCCAAUUAUGAUUAGAGAAAUAGAUUGUUGAAGCAGGGGCUGUUUUGCAGUGGUAAGUUGUAUCAGGGGAUUGAUGGGUGCUUUGAAGUUAGAGAAUGCAAUUUCAAAUUUAAGAGAUGGCCGUGAGUCCCAUAUGUGGGUUUUCAAAAGUCUUAAAGUUAACACUUUAAAUGGAGAAAAAUAUAUAUGAAAUACAUAAUAUUUUACGUUUAGUCUAUAUCUAAUAAUUUAACAUUUUAUAUUUAUUUAAAUGUAUUUUCUCAUAAAGUAACAGUUUUGUGUACUGUAUUUUAUUUAUCCUUUUAAUGUUUUUCAUAUUUUACUUGUUUCAUUUCCAUUUAUCUUCCUAACUCCUAUUUUCUUUGCAUGUAAUUUUGUGGAUUUGUAGUAACUUCUUCCUUUGGUAACUCAGAGAUGACAGAUUGUCAUUUUUUCUAUUAUAUAUAUAUUUGACCUAUAUGUCUCCAAUUUUUUCUUUUGGCCACGCUGGGCUGCUUGUGGGAUCUUAGUUCCGCAACCAAGGAUUGAACCCAGGCCCUUGGCAGUGACAGCAUGGAGUCCUAACCACUGGACCACAAGGGAAUUCCCAUGGCUCCAAUUUAGAAUGACUUUAGGUAUAUCCCUAAAGUAAAAAUACAGAAUAAUCACUGGAUCUACAGACUUUCAACCUGAAAUAAGAUAUAUGCUCACCCAGUUUUUAAUCCAUAAACAUAUCCUUCAUACUUCUCCCCAUUUCUCUUCAUCAGACAUACUAUUACGAAAAGAAAUCUGGCAAGGCAAGAUUAUUUACAACCAGAGUCAAAAGACUAUCCUCCAAGCAUGGUUUGAACAUGACCUUUACCCUGAAAAAGCAAACAGGAAACAACUGGCCAAGGAAACUGGCAUUCUAGAAUCUAAAAUUCAGAUUUGGUUUAAAAACCACAGAGCAAGACAGAGCCAACUGGGGUUCAGCUCCUCCUUAGGAGAAGACCAAACCCAUGGACAGAACCAGCCUCAGCAGGUCAGCACUAUCUUCUCAAGUCUGAGUUUCCAGCUUGAAUGCAAAAAUGUCCUAAAAACCCUUUUGUCCCUGUGUUUUCUUUUAGAAUACUUACCAAAAGGAGCCACACAAGACCACACAUCCGUUCCAAGAUCUCAAUCAAACAUUCUAGUUCAAGCCUUCAAGAGGAACCAAUUCUUUGACAUUGCAAACAGGAAAACACGCCAAACAGGCAUUCCAGAAUCGAGAAUUCAAAUGUGGUUUCAGGACCCAAGAUCUCUGUACCCUGGGCAGAGCAGAAGUGAGCCUGUGAAUUCCUUGGUAGAUGACCCAAAUGGGAGACCUGUUCUUUCAGCAGGAACCAACCAUUUCAAACCUGUUCCUCUCCCAUCCCACGUAUCCUCUGUCCCUUUUGUGAUCCAAGGACAAACUGUCAUGAUGCAGCCCAUGCAGGCUGUGCAGAGAGGGGAGAACUCUCCCUCUACUCUAACACUUGGGAAUUAUGUGCCAGUACUGCUGACUAUGGGAGGAGACCCAGAUACUCAGUAUCCUUUCUGGCCCCAACACCAAGAAGAAUGCCAGGAUCACCAAGAACAGACGGACAGGGGAGUCCUGCAGUUGGAAGACUAUUCUCAGCCUCAAGCUGAGCACAAAAAACCACCACGACAGGAUCUGAGCCAGGUGGACAUAUCUUACUUUCCACAGUGGUGGGAUGAGUGCUGCCAGGCUCUGAUUGCAGAGUGGGAUCCUCAAAAAAGGACCCACUGAGACAGACUGGUGGCCACAGCACACAGAGUCAGCUGGAGAACCAUCUCAUGCCCUCAGCCAACC
Molecule: messenger RNA, 2132 nt
Organism: Kogia breviceps (pygmy sperm whale)
Lineage: Eukaryota; Metazoa; Chordata; Mammalia; Artiodactyla; Physeteridae
Source: RefSeq, a predicted model, not a curated record